This is a messenger RNA of Saccostrea cuccullata (small rock oyster), 622 nucleotides long. RefSeq lists its product as uncharacterized. The transcript has 3 exons. The record is from RefSeq and is a predicted model, not a curated record. Lineage: Eukaryota; Metazoa; Mollusca; Bivalvia; Ostreida; Ostreidae. Bases 1 to 564 code for a protein of 187 amino acids.
AUGUGGUCAGAUUACAAAUGGAUGUGGUAUCUGAUGAUUGGAGGCGUUGUAUCUUUUAUUUUACUGGCCUAUUUCCAGGAAAUGUUUCAUGUGGUGUUUUGGAAAACGAGCUCUUCAUGUGGCGAUAAAAUCAAUGGUCAGCCAUUUUAUUUCGGCAGUACGGAUGUAGUUUGCAUGCGAAUGAUAAAACUCCGCCACAAGAGGUCGCUCGACUCAGCCUCUUUGCCAAACCGGAAGUUCUGGUCACUCAAUCAUAGAUGGAUUUACUAUGACGGCUGGUACUUUGAAUUAUUCUACAAACCCCACACCCGCCGUGCUGCAAAGUCAGAAAAUUGCCAAAUUCGACGAGAACCGUUUCCCGCGGGGUACACACUUUUGGACAUUGACUGUGUACGCAGAUGUGCCAUUUAUUACAAUGAACGGUUUGAGAAGCGUUACGAUCCCUUCGUACAGAAUUGUCAUCACUAUGCCAAUAAGCUCGCCGAGGUCCUGUGUAUCAGCAAAUCUUGCCCCGACCGGUGUCUCGAAGAUAAUCUCUCUAAUUCAACAACAGCUUCACUGUGAUGAAAAAAGUUAUUAAUAUCUUUCCCCUUAAAAAUAAACGCAAAAUAUAAUUUUCUAA